This is a messenger RNA of Manis pentadactyla (Chinese pangolin), 5414 nucleotides long. It is a transcript of the gene HOXD10, whose product is annotated as homeobox D10. Bases 2807 to 4039 code for a protein of 410 amino acids. The transcript has 2 exons. Gene Ontology annotation, molecular function: RNA polymerase II cis-regulatory region sequence-specific DNA binding; DNA-binding transcription factor activity, RNA polymerase II-specific. Gene Ontology annotation, cellular component: nucleus. Gene Ontology annotation, biological process: regulation of transcription by RNA polymerase II. NCBI's taxonomy places the organism in Eukaryota, Metazoa, Chordata, Mammalia, Pholidota, Manidae. The record is from RefSeq and is a predicted model, not a curated record.
AGACAAAACCUUCUUUAAACCAAAUCCAAUGUGAUGGAAGGGUGACUUUGAGCUUGAAAGCCACUGGGAGCUGAAACAGAAUGACUUCCAAAUUGAAAAAGCAAAUUCUGCCUGUCCUGCUCACCACAGACCUACCCCCUCUGCAAGGAAUUGCUGUUUUUUUUGCCUGGAUGUUUUCUUCAUGUAUAAAUAAAGAUUAUGAAAGGGCAUUUGAUGGGCAUAAAAUUCCCGAUUAGAUUGGACAGUCUUGCUGUGAGAGUGGGAUAGGGAGAAUUAGACAUACGAGUUUCCGGGAGCUGCCCUGGCCGCGUUGCAAAGGGAUAACAGUGCUGAAGCACCAGGCUGGCGUCAGGGCGCCUGCCGAGAGUAUGCAGCGGGCACUUCGUCCAGCCCUGGGCACGCUUAAUGGUGGUGGCAAGGAUCAUGAUUUCCACCUUGUGGGAAAGCAAUUUUUGGGUUGCUGGUCAGUGGCUGUUAAGUUUGAACAGGACCUUAGCAGACUAGAGUCCAAAGUUGGGUGUGUUUUUCCCCUGCCUUCCUCACCCCCCUAUCCCCAAUCUUAAAAACAGCCACUCCUGCCUAAAGGUAAUGUUUAAACCUCCGGCUUCACCAGCCGGCAUCCCGCAGCCGGAGCAGUUACAGGCGCCAGGCUUUUAACCUGACAAUGAUGUUGUAUUUGAACAGCUGCGGAAAGGUUUAAAAGGUCUGUCUCAUUGCCACCGCGGAGUUUUUUAAAAGGGGUUAUUGUUUGGGCGAGGGCACUGCAAGGGGACAGGCGAAGCGGUCCCAAGGCCGAAAUAAUGUCCAGCGCCUCUUUUCACCAGGCCAGGGGAGAUUCCUUUUGGUGUGGGGGGCACAAAGGGUUUGUUGAAAAAGGUUUUUGUGAAGAAGCGAGCAGGCUUCUAGGUCCCCCAGAAUGCUGAGGCGCUCUAAGGAACAUUGGGCUCCAGAGAAAUGUUCUGCUGAGGUAGAAACCUAAUUUACCCUGAAGUUCAGUCUCUGGGCCUGAAAUCCAAGGCCAGCCCAUGACUUGGUGAGUGCGGGGAAAAGAAAACACGGAUUCCUUCUGCACAGAGAACUGGUUCGUGAUCAGAGCUUCCGGGGCCCCUUUCCUCUCUCAGACGCAGGAAAGGGAUCUGGGAAACCAGGGGACGGCUCCAAUGCCCUGGCCCAGCCCCUCGCCCAGGGCAAGCCUUUGGAAAUCAAGGUUAAAGCUCCCUGCUGCUGCCCCGAGGCUGGGGCUUCCUAAGGGCUGCUCACCGCCUGCAACCACAGAGUGAGGAAGGAAGUUGUUGAAGUUCCUCAUAAAACUGAGUUUCCAUGGUGGUGAUGGUGGUCGCUCUUUAAUGAGCUCGACCACAACGCCAGACCAGAUCCUCUUUAUAGAACUUUCCCUCACCAAAGGAAACAGGACUAAAUUCCUCCACCUCCUUUUUUUCUCCCUCCCUUUACCCAUGCAAAACUGUGUCACAUAAUUUUAGAAAUUGUCCAGAACUAUAAAGCUCAACUUGUGGCAAAAGUAUAGCUUUUAAUAUUUGACAAUUUGUGUUAAAACAAAAAUUGACCUUCUUGGUUAGUAGUGAAGGGGAAAAAUCAAUAGCAUAAUUUUCAAUAAUUCAUAAAGCGAAUGCCAUUAUGCUAAAUCUUAACUAUUAAUCUUAUCCUUUACAAAGUCUCGAUUGAUUUGUUAAUAAAAUAUCUUCCCAUGUGUGGCAACAGCGGGUAUAACUCUUUAAAAACCUUCAGAAGCAAGAAAAUUACCAAGUAGCCCAAGAAUGUAGAUGAGAAUUUUAUUGAUCGUCCUGAUUCUUCUUAAUAUGUAUUAAUAAAUUCCACAACCUUUUGUACCUUGCACUUGUCAGAAACCAAUGCUUUUACAAAAUCCAUAAAAGGAAAACAUAUUUUUCUUUGCAGAAGAACCAAAUGACACCUUUGCAUCUCUUUCUCUUCUGCUUGGCCCAGACAGUUUUCUGAAACUUCUGGAGUGUGAGGCCGAGAGUUUCCUUGAAAAAAUUUUCCCUUUUCCUUGAAAAAAUUAUUUUGUUUCUCCCUUCCUUCCUCUUUGCCCGCUAUUAUCAGAGUGUGUGUGGAAAAGGAAACAUCGGUUUCGUUCUCUCGCUGGAAACCCGAGGGACGCUUUCGCGGAUAGCGAACUGCUGGCUAGGGAUCGUCUCCCGGCUGAAAGCUCCCAGUGGCCCGGCAGCACAGGUCGGGGCGCGGUUCCUCGGAGAGCCGAAGGCUCCGGGCGGCAGCCUUCCGGGGCAAAGAGGGGCCUGAAGCCAGGGCGGGCGGGCCGAGGGAGAGCACAGCGCCGGGGCCGGCCGGGACCUCGGGACUCGGGGCCGGCCAGCUGCGUGGCCUCUCGGCCCUCAUGGCCCUUCUCGCCCCCCGCUCCCUGGGACACCUUGACGGCAUCUCUGCUAGAGCGAUUUUUCCUGUGGACCUGUAGGGUGGGAUGUGUCAGGGCCCGGGUAUCCGACUCACCUUCCCAGGCUGCUCGGGACAAAAUUAACCCGCCCGGGCCCCCGCCCCCCGCCCGGGCCCCGGCCCUCUCGGGCGCGUUCUGCCUGGGUGUGUGCGGGGAAUGCUUCUGUGUGACGGCGCCGGGGCGCUCCGGCUUCCCUGCCCGCGCGUGUCCUGCCGGACGGCCCUCUGGCCGAGCCUUUCCUUCCGCCUGCGGGGCCAGACGCCGGAGCGGGGGACGCGAGUGGCGCGGACGGGCCGAAAGAGCCCUGGCGAGGCGGGCGGGCGGCUGAGAGCGCCGGGCUGGUUGUCUCGAGCGCGCACUAUCUCGGGCGCGUAGUAGAUGUCGCUGUUGUCCGCGCUUACGCGACCGGCCGGCCGGGCUCUGGAGCACGUGACCCGAGAGGAGGCUGCGGCUCAAGGCCAUUUUCAAAUCUCAUUGGCUUGGUUGUCAUGUGGUCGGCAGAGGCAUCCACAAUUACACGGGGAAUGUUUUCCUAGAGAUGUCAGCCUACAAAGGACACAAUCUCUCUUCUUCAAAUUCCUCCCCAAAAUGUCCUUUCCCAACAGCUCUCCUGCUGCUAAUACUUUUUUAGUAGAUUCCUUGAUCAGUGCCUGCAGGAGUGACAGUUUUUAUUCCAGCAGCGCCAGCAUGUACAUGCCACCACCUAGCGCAGACAUGGGGACCUAUGGAAUGCAAACCUGUGGACUGCUCCCGUCUCUGGCCAAAAGAGAAGUGAACCACCAAAAUAUGGGUAUGAAUGUGCAUCCUUAUAUACCUCAAGUAGACAGUUGGACAGACCCGAACAGAUCUUGUCGAAUAGAGCAACCUGUUACACAGCAAGUCCCCACUUGCUCCUUCACCACCAACAUUAAGGAAGAAUCCAAUUGCUGCAUGUAUUCUGAUAAGCGCAACAAACUCAUUUCUGCCGAGGUCCCUUCGUACCAGAGGCUGGUCCCUGAGUCCUGUCCCGUUGAGAACCCCGAGGUUCCUGUCCCUGGAUAUUUUAGACUGAGUCAGACCUACGCCACCGGGAAAACCCAAGAGUACAAUAACAGCCCCGAAGGCAGCUCCACAGUCAUGCUCCAGCUCAACCCUCGCGGCGCGGCCAAGCCGCAGAUCUCGGCCGCCCAGCUGCAGAUGGAAAAGAAGAUGAACGAGCCCUCAAGCGGCCAAGAGCCCACCAAAGUCUCCCAGGUGGAGAGCCCCGAGGCCAAGGGCGGCCUUCCGGAAGAGAGGAGCUGCCUGGCUGAGGUCUCCGUGUCCAGUCCUGAAGUACAGGAGAAGGAAAGCAAAGAGGAAAUCAAGUCUGAUACUCCAACCAGCAAUUGGCUCACUGCAAAGAGUGGCAGAAAGAAGAGGUGCCCUUACACUAAGCACCAAACGCUGGAAUUAGAAAAAGAGUUCUUGUUCAAUAUGUACCUCACCCGCGAGCGCCGCCUAGAGAUCAGUAAGAGCGUUAACCUCACCGACAGGCAGGUCAAGAUUUGGUUUCAAAACCGCCGAAUGAAACUCAAGAAGAUGAGCCGAGAGAACCGGAUCCGAGAAUUGACCGCCAACCUCACCUUCUCUUAGGUCCGAGGCCCGUCAGAGGCCAGGAUCGGAGAGGGCACCGCGUUCCAGGGCCAAAUGCUGGAGGACUGGGAAGGCGGAAACAAAACCUUCAUUGCUCUUUGUUUUUUUGUUUUGUUUUGUUUUGUUUUUCCUGCUAGAUGUGACUUUGGGGUCAUUCUGUUCGUGCUGCAAGUGAUCUGUAAUCCCUGAGUAUAUAUAUAUUAAAAAACUAGCACGUGUUAUUUAUUAUUUUUACAUCGUAAUGCAGGGUAACUAUUACUGCACAUUUUCAUUUGGGUCUUAACUUAUUGAAACUGUAGAGCAUCCAUCAAUCCAUUCAUCUAUCCAGCAAUGUGACUUUUUCAUGUUUUUCCUAACACAAAAGGUCUGUAUGUGUGUGUGUGGUUAGUCCAUGAGCUCAUGGCGUUUUGAAUACAUCCAGUACUUCAAAGUACUAAAAUUACAUAUAUAUUUAAAAAAAAGAUUAAGGAAACUCACAAGCUUUGGGGGGAGGGAAACUAAAAAAGCACAUUACAAUGUAUCUUUUUGCAAAUGAAUUUAGCAAUUGUCUUUGGUGAGAUGAAAUAUUGACGACUUAUGCCUUGUAGCCUUUCCCUUGUGGUGCAUCUGUGGUUUGGUAGAAGUUCAACAGCAACCUGUCCUUUCUGUGCAUGUUCUGGUCGCAUGUAUGAUGCAAUAAACUCUGGAAACGAGUUCGCUCCCUCUGCUUUCUGAAAUGGAAAUAUGUUACAGUGGAAAUGAAGGCCUUUGGUGAGAUUAUCUUCCUGUUAACCUGCUUUUGUUGGGAGCCGGGUGUGACAGACAGGAGGUAAAAGGAGAUGGAAGAGGCUUAGGACACUGAAAUCUGGCAGUGGUGGGGGGAGCGAUAAUGAAGCCUGGGUGUGCUGUUUUCAUAGUUAAGGACAGUCCUCCACUCGCAUGAGAGUAACAUAAUUGAGUUCUCAAUGGGUGUGAGCUUCACUGGAGUCUGAGCCUGGUAAGUCAGUCUGUGCCCAAACUGUUUUUCCCUUGAAGCUCCCUACUGUGUCUUCCUCUCUUUGGUUUUGGUUGUAUUAUUUUUAAUGCUUUCAGUGAGGUCCUGGUGAUUUCUGGAUGGUGUAUCAUCGUCAUGGGCUGGAUUGAAACCAGUCUUGCCCACCUGGAAGCCACUGGGCCUCCAUUACAGGAGCAAACAAGCAGCAGCUUAGCAUUACAUCGGAUCCAGUUCUGUUCCCCUCUCCCUCACACCCCCCCAAUCCCAAGCACAAGAAAGCCAGGUCACAGUGAAGCCGAGGAUGGGUGAGUUUUCCCAUUCCACUUUGCCCUGGUUUCCUUGUAGAAGGAUUUUAUGCUCAGUCAUUACCUUUAAGCGGCCCACAUGAAAUUUUUUAAAGGA